AUGAGAGAUAAUAGAGUUGAUGGAGUAAAACGUCGAAUAGGGUAUCGAAAUGGGUUUCAUGUGUCCCCCAUUGGGAGAGCUGGGGGCCUCAGUAUGUGGUGGGAUGAUUCUGUUGAGGUAACGAUUGGUUAUACUUCCAAAAAUAUCAUUGAUGCUAAUUUCAAUUUUGUGGACUCGGCUCGAAUGGCUCGGGUUACUUGGGUUUACGGUACUGCAUAUAGGAAUGAAAAACUGGAAUUUUGGCGGUGGAUGAAAGAAUGGUUUAAACCGACUGCUAUUCCGUGGCUUUGCGGAGGAGAUUUCAAUGAGAUCUUUUGGGAUUAUGAAAAAUCUGGAGGAGCUAGUUUGAACUGUAAUCGACCAAGGUACCUGGAGGAAUUUUUAAAUGGCUCGGAGCUUAUGGACCUGGACUAUAAUGGGCCUUGCUUUACGUGGAGAGGAAUGAGAAAUGGACAGCUGGUUGAGGAGCGGUUGGAUAGGGGCUUGGCUAAUAGGCAAUGGCAAGAUAGCUGGCCCAAUACAAUGGUUAUUCAUGAAACUGUUAUUGGGUCGGACCACUGCCCCCUAAUAAUUCAAUAUCAACCUCGGGAUCAAAAAAGGAAGAAGCUCUUUCGGUUUGAAGCGUUCUGGACCAAAGAGGAAAGGUGUAAAGAAAUAGUGGAUCGCUGUUGGAGGCAACAAUGCAGUGGUGACGGAAUCAUGAAAUGGCAGAAAAAAUUGAGGGAGUGUCGAGUAAAGUUAAGCAAGUGGAGCCAGCAGGAAUUUAAAGCGAGAGGGCGCGACAUUGAGGACCUUACCAACAGGCUGGGGGUUCUUCAACAUAAUUGGCGAAAAAACUGGGAGGAAAUUAAGACGGUUUCGGAGCGAAUUGCCAGAUUGGGGGAGGUGGAGGAGCAAUUUUGGCAGCAGCGAUCGCGAGUGAAGUGGCUCAGGGAGGGUGAUGCGAAUACGGCCUUUUUCCAUCAGUCAACGCUUCAUCGGAGAAGGAGGAAUAAGGUAGUAAAGAUUAAGGAUGGGAAUGGAAAUUGGAUUGAUAAUCAGUACGAGGUUCAGAGGUAUAUUGAAGAACACUUCAAAAGUCUUUUCUCUACUUCUGGCCCAAGGGAGUGGGGCUGUAUUUUGGACUGCUUACAACACAAGGUAAGUGAUGAGAUGAAUGCUGGCUUGAUAAUCCCGGUGUCAUUGGAGGAAGUCCAGACGGCAGCUUUACAAAUGGGGGGAAUGAAAGCCCCGGGUCCUGAUGGUUUUCAGGGGAUUUUCUACCACUCAUACUGGAACUCCCUUAUGGAGGAUGUGAAUGGAAUUGUGCAGGAUUUUAUGCUGGGGAUCUCGGACCCGCAACGGCUCAAUUCGACACACAUAGUGUUGGUGCCGAAGAUCACAAAUCCCGACUCGGUAGGGCAUUUCAGACCUAUUAGCUUGUGCAAUUAUUCCUACAAGAUUGUGUCAAAAAUCCUUGCGAAUCGCCUCAAGCCUCUUCUACCGGAGAUUAUUUCCUCUACCCAAAGCGCUUUCGUGAUGGGAAGACAAAUUCAAGAUAACAUUGGGAUUGCUCAUGAGAUGUUCCACUUUCUGAAACUUCGAAAGGCAAAGAGUAAGUUUGAGAUGGGAGUGAAGCUUGAUAUGCAUAAGGCAUACGAUCGGGUUGAAUGGGAUUUCCUCGAGGCAGUCAUGGAAAAGUUGGGUUUCUGUCAACAGUGGAGGAAGCUUGUUAUGGGAUGUGUCAAAACAGUGGAUUUUGCUAUACUCCUGAAUGGGCAACCAGGGGAGAAUUUCAUACCAUCUAGGGGGAUCCGGCAGGGAGACCCGCUAUCUCCGUAUUUAUUCAUUCUUGUUGGCGAGGUUUUGGCUCGACUGCUUCAACAGGCGGUGGAUAGGAGGAUGCUUAAAGGCAUUCAGCUAAACCAUGGAUGCCCGACUAUUUCACACUUAUUCUUUGCGGAUGACACUUUGAUCUUCUUGCGUGCUGAUAAACAAAACUGUGAUAGUCUGUUGAGGAUUUUAAAUGAUUAUUGUCAUGCUUCUGGUCAACAGGUGAAUUAUCAGAAGUCGUGUAUUUUCUUUGGAGCAAACGUGCCUAGCAGCUUGUCAGCUGAGCUAAGUCAUAUUGUUGGCAUGCCUUUGGCAAAGGAUCCGGGGAAGUAUCUUGGUCUCCCGGCUAUCUGGGGUCGAUCGAAACGGCAAGGGCUUGCUUUUGUGAAGGAAAGAAUUCUGGAAAAAGUUCAGGGAUGGAAACAGUGCACCCUCUCUCAAGCAGGAAAAGAAAUAAUGAUUAAGGCGGUAAUUCAAGCUAUCCCUGCCUAUCCCAUGCAUCUAUUUAAGUUUCCUACCACUCUGUGUUCCGAAUUUGACGCUGUAAUUGCUGAGUUUUGGUGGGGGAAGACAGGGGGGGAGAAAAGCAUACACUGGGUCUCUCGGGAUAUGUUGGGAUAUCCGAAGCUGGAAGGAGGUAUGGGGUUCCGAAAUUUUCAAGAAUUUAAUGAUGCUUUGCUUGCUAAACAGUGCUGGAGAUUGAUACAUGAUCCAAACUCGCUAUGGGCGCGGAUUCUUAAAGCCCGUUAUUUUCCUCACUGCUCGUUCCUGAAAGCGACUUUGGGGGGAAGAGCUUCUUGGGGAUGGUCAAGUUUGUUGGUGGGGCGUGGGAUUCUUCAGGAAGGAGCUCAUUGGCAGAUUAUGAAUGGAAGAAGUAUCAGGUUGUGGCAAGAUAGGUGGGUGCCGACUAUCACUGCUGGGAAACCUACGGCCAUUGGAGAUGUAAGAGUGUCUCGGAAUAUGCGGGUGAAUACAAUGAUUAAUGAUGUGUCCGGAACCUGGAAUAUCGAGGCCAUUAGGCCUCUUAUAUCGGUGGAGGAUCAUGAUGCCAUUCUGGAAACAUCCAUAGGAGACAGAUCUCAGGAGGAUAGGAUAAUUUGGCCGGCUACUAAGAAUGGGGUGUAUUCGGUGAGAUCUGGAUAUCAUUGGAAGCAUGCUAGCUCGAGCAAUAGGAUUGACAGAGCCUCCUCUUCUUCCCCUAUGAUCCCGAACAAAGUUUGGAGAAGUAUUUGGCAGCUGAAGACUCCUCCGAAGAUCCGGAACUUUAUGUGGCGGGCUCUAAAUUGGGCGGUGGCAACGAUGGAGAAUCUGUUCAUACGUCGUUGUUCUCCAUCCCCGCGUUGCCCGAUAUGCUCCGACCAGAAUGAAUCUGUUGAGCACAUGCUCCUUCUAUGUCCGUGGGUUGAGCCGAUUUGGUUUGGUGGCCCGCUGAAUUACAGGGUGAGUAGAGCAAAUAUCUCGUCUCUUCGUGACUGGGUUAUGUAUUUAGUCGGGUCUAACUUGGGUUCACAGGAUGAGAUUGCUAGGAUUUUAAAGUUUGUGGCUGUAACAUGCUGGCAUAUUUGGAAAACCCGGUGUAGCUUUGUUUUUGAUCACAUGGGGAUUAAUCCUAAUCGAGUCAUUUUGGCUAUUUGGACUUCGGUGAAUGCUUUUUUGGAGGCGACUGAAGGCUCUGCUGGCUGUCCUCAGCGGGUUCUGAAUCGCUCUAGUCCUCCUGCCCGCUGGGAUCCUCCGUGUGGUCCAUUUUUGAAGGUGAAUGUGGAUGCGAGCUGGGAGGCCAAUUCUAGAUGCGGGUUUGUGGGUGUGGUGAUUCGGGAUCAUGAGGGGAAGUUUGUGGCUGCUACUCGAGGAAGGAUUGGGGCGCUUAGUGCGGCUGCUGCUGAGGCUGCUGCAAUUUUGCGUGGGUGUGAGUUGGCAAAUGCGUUGGGGUUGGACAACAUCAUUGUGGAGUCCGACUCUAAGGAGAAUAUCCUUUGUUUAUCUCAGGGUUAUUCGAGGGGCAGCUGGGAGGCCUUCCCCGAUAUCUCGAAAGCGUUGCGUAUUGGGGGGACCUUUCAGGAUUGUCGCUGGUCUUGGGUUCCGAGAUCGGCCAAUUUGGCGGCGCAUGUUUUGGCGUCGAGAAGUAAUCUGGAGAUGUGCGGUGUGAAUUGGGUAAACCUCCCUCCAUCUUCGCUGGUCCGUGUUCUUAACAAGGAUGGGUUACCAUGCCCCCAUUAA
Messenger RNA from Pyrus x bretschneideri (Chinese white pear), 4029 nucleotides. RefSeq lists its product as uncharacterized. The transcript has a single exon. NCBI's taxonomy places the organism in Eukaryota, Viridiplantae, Streptophyta, Magnoliopsida, Rosales, Rosaceae. Gene Ontology annotation, molecular function: RNA-DNA hybrid ribonuclease activity; nucleic acid binding. The record is from RefSeq and is a predicted model, not a curated record. The coding region runs from base 1 to 4029 and encodes 1342 amino acids.